Molecule: messenger RNA, 201 nt
Organism: Aphanomyces astaci
Lineage: Eukaryota; Oomycota; Saprolegniomycetes; Saprolegniales; Verrucalvaceae
Exons: 1
Coding region: 1-201 (66 amino acids)
Source: RefSeq, a predicted model, not a curated record
AUGGAUGGAGAUAUACACAGCCCGGAUUCCAAGCGCAUACAUCGCCACCGUCUCAAUCGCACCAACGACUUCGACGACGUCUUGCGCGAGUUCUCCAAGCACUACCAGAUCAAAUCCGGCUUUGGAAAAGCAGGGAGACCACCCAAGCUGCCCUUUCAACACCAAGCAUUAGCCCUGGUGCACUUCUACCGCUGCUUGUGA